Phoenix dactylifera (date palm) is the source of this 2451-nucleotide messenger RNA. The record is from RefSeq and is a predicted model, not a curated record. NCBI's taxonomy places the organism in Eukaryota, Viridiplantae, Streptophyta, Magnoliopsida, Arecales, Arecaceae.
ACUUUACUAUAAUAGAUGUUCAUAAUAUAUUCUUUAUCCUUUUUCUUUUUAAGUUAACUACAAGUACAUUCUUGAUAGAUCCAACCUUUUUCUUUAGGUUGCAUAGCACAACUAAUUCUUAUUUUUGUUUGGUAAUGAUUUCUAGAAUAACUCUUGAUUGAGGGUGUUUUUGUCCAUUAAAAGAAAAGGCAGAUAAAAAUCAUGGUAUUGUAUAAAAAUAACUUGUAUUAUUUUUUUUCAAAAAUAAUUAUGCUUGGUAUAAGCAAGUUCAUGAGCAUAAUCAUAGUUUAGUUGAGUUUGCUUUUCAAAAAUUAUUUGAUUGAUAGGCCAAAAAAAAAAAAGAAACUUAAUCCGAGUCUUAUUCUGGUUUAAUUUUUGAACCAAGUAUUAAUUCAUUGUCCUUUCUUUUCUAUUUUUUAAUAAAUUUAUAUCAAAAAGCUCCUAGUAAAAGUUAAAAAGCUAUGAAAACAUUAUUUACCAAAUAUUUUUGCAGUCCUUUAAUUUCUUGGCCGCAGAAGUAGCUAAGCUUCUAGUUGCCAAACACAAAGAGCAAGCGUUUUUCCAAGUUUCAAGUUUUGGAGCGUGAAAUUGCUAAUCAAAUGAGCCAUUACUCCCAUCUGCUUAACACUAUUUUUAUUUGUUCACAAUCGAAUUAUUCCAAUCCCAUUGAUUUCUUGUAAAUUGAUCACAAUAAUGCCACUAAAAAUUCCUGCAACCAAUAUCUUUAUAAACCCAAACUUCUUCUCUAUGUUUAACCUUGAUAACUAUUUUAAUAAGAAGAAGCAUAAAAAAUUAAUGAACAUUGCACCGAAAACGUUUUCUUUACUCCAUAGUAGAAGGAGAUUUUUCUAACUUGCAGCAAUUGGUACGGUACCUAAGGAGUACUUAAAUGAUCAAUUAUAUAGUCAUAAAAAAAGGUAAGCCGAUUUUUCUCCUGCACUAAUAGCACGUCAAAGCAUUUUGCUUAAAAGUUCACCUUUUUAUUUUUUUACAUAACUCAUAAAUAAGAUUUUUUUUCCUAAACAACCCAUUUUAAUUAAUUUUUAUUGGACCAUCAUCAUACCUAUUUCUUUUUUUUUUUUAAGGCGGGAUGGGUCAUACCUGACGAGUACAGAUGCCAUCUUUAGCUCACAAGUUACUAUCGGAGUGACUGGUUAUAUAAGCAGCCACCCAACCUGCUAGUUCAUUAGCUUCACGAAAAAUAUGAUUGGUCUGAAAGAUUCCUUCAUCCCUUACCGUUGGCCAGAUAUUUCGGAGUAAAGAGUGAACGCAGCUAUUAUCUCUUAGAUCUUUCGGAUCCAACUAAUAACCAUAAUCGAGUACUGAUGUGCUCCUUGAAAGGGCCUUUAAUAGACAUUAGAAACCAAGAACUUUUUCAGAAGGGUAAGAAGAGAGAAUUCCAGAGCAGGAAGCUUCCUAAUUACUAAGAUUCGAAGCAUCGCUCUGCUUAUUCUACUUUUUCAUGACGCAGUCAACGUAAAUGUAAACACUCGUCAUUUUUUGUGCCGCGCGCGUAAAACGUGGGAUUUGAGGGGCUUUCCCUCUUGUUCGGGGAUUAUUCUCGGUCUCUCUCGAACUCACCCGACACGCUAUUUUCCAGGUCAGUCCGACGACUUGCAAGAAAUAACGAAGCUUUUGCUCUACGCCUCUACCAGCUUCCUCGACACGUAUCUUCUCGUAAGACGUUCCAGAUUUGUCUCGAAACUUCGUUCCCCCUUCCGUACACGUUUUCCUCUCGCCUAUAAAUGCUCGCGGAAGCCAAAGCCUCGAAACUACGCCACCCUCAAGCUUCCAGGGCAUACAUAGCGGUUAGGCAACAAAAGAGUCGAUUAGUUUUAAAGUCCUCUGCUUCGAUGCCAAUGGCAGAACCUAGUUCGAAGUUGAUGGAAUUCGAGCAAGUGUUCCGUUGGUUCGAUAAAGACGGCGAUGGGAAGAUCUCGGCCUCCGAGCUGAGGCUCUGCAUGGGGACGAUCGGCGAGGAGUUGUCCGCCGAGGGUGCCGAGAACUUGGUGGAGUCAGCUGACUCCAACGGCGAUGGGUUGUUGGAGUUGGAGGAUUUCAUGAGGUUGGUUGAGGUGGAGGGGGAGGAGGAGAGGAGCAAGGAUUUGAGAGCGGCGUUCGAGAUGUACGAGAUGGAAGGGGAGGGGUGCAUUACGGCAAAGAGCCUGAAGCGGAUGCUGAGCCGGCUGGGGGCGUCGAGGGGCUUGGACGAAUGCAGGGCCAUGAUUUGUAGGUUCGACCUCAAUGGGGAUGGUGUGCUUAGUUUCGACGAGUUCAGGAUUAUGAUGAUGGUCUGAGGGGCAAGCUUGCCACGCUUUCCAUGUAGCUGUGUCACCAGCAGUAGCUGAUUCUAUUCAUUUAGAUGGCUGUAGAUAUGGUGGUUGUUCUUGUUGGAAAUAAUCCAUCCACCAAAAUUUUAUAAAUUUUUUUAUAUAAUUUUAUUGUUUUAUC